AUGGCUGCCUCUCCUUUAAACUCAAAAUCACAUAUCCAUGCUCGCUCUAACAGCUUGCCUUCAACUUCACACCCUUUUGUUGCAGAAUUUGAGGAGAACUUGUGCAGAUUAAAGGCUUCAGAAACUGUCUGUUCUUCAUCAUUCUUAUCCAUAAGUCAAAAACUAACUAGACUUCAGGAUUUGCAUGAAUGUGUUGAAAAUUUUCUCCUUUUGCCACUCACUCAACAAGCCUUGGCACAGGAGUGUGGAGACGAAUGGAUCAAUGAACUACUAGAUGGAUCUUUGAGGCUCCUGGAUGUGUGUGGCAUCAUUAAGGGUGCCCUUUUGCAAACAAAGGAAUGCACGCAUGAACUUCAAUCAAUUAUGCAAAGAAGACGAGUAGGUGACAUGAGCUUCAUAAGUGAGGUUUGA
Messenger RNA from Prunus armeniaca (apricot), 411 nucleotides. Lineage: Eukaryota; Viridiplantae; Streptophyta; Magnoliopsida; Rosales; Rosaceae. The record is from the annotation of a GenBank genome assembly.